Messenger RNA from Trichoderma breve, 1332 nucleotides. Its product is annotated as fungal specific transcription factor domain-containing protein. Gene Ontology annotation, molecular function: DNA-binding transcription factor activity; transcription cis-regulatory region binding. The coding region runs from base 1 to 1332 and encodes 443 amino acids. The record is from RefSeq and is a predicted model, not a curated record. NCBI's taxonomy places the organism in Eukaryota, Fungi, Ascomycota, Sordariomycetes, Hypocreales, Hypocreaceae. Gene Ontology annotation, cellular component: nucleus. The transcript is spliced from 2 exons. Gene Ontology annotation, biological process: positive regulation of transcription by RNA polymerase II.
AUGGCCGACACCAGAUCCCAUGCUGUACGCGAUAACAACUUGUCGCCCCAGGCACUGUCAAGCUUCGAUGGAACAGAGGCUGAUCCUCGACUAUUCGCGCUUCAAGAAGAGUUGCGAAACGCUCUCUUCGUUGGUGUAGCUAACCCACCAGCCAGCCUGCACCCAUCAUCUCCUGCGGCUGGCCUUGGAGAGUCAGCUUCGAGGCAGGGAGGAUUCGACUUCACCCAGACAACAGUCCCAAAAACGCGUAUCAUCAAGCAUCUGAAAAACUGGAUAUCUGAGUGUGCUCCUCCCCUUGAUAAGUUUGACGAGGCCCGUCACUUCGGCAUCCACAUUCCAAACAUCGCUCGGACCUCACCAGCCCUGUUUUAUGCUAUGCUGGCCUUUUCCGCUACGCAAUCAGAGAAGAAAAAGCAUCUAAGUGGAACCCUUGAUAGCUUGGAAUUCUAUCAAGCGUCUAUUGAGUUCUUGAAGACAGACUUACGCGAGGGAAACGCGACAAGCCUGAUAACCGCUUGCAUUCUAGCCUUGUUAGAACUAAUGUCCGGUAAUUCCAAGAAUUGGAGGCGUCAUGUGGAAGGUUGUGCUGCUCUGUUUGAGGCUUCCGGAGUUAAUGGCUUCUCCGGUGGUCUUCUCCAGCCCGUCUUUUGGUGCUUCGCGCGUAUGGAUCUGUGUGGUGCCAUCAUUGCAGACGGCACGAAGAGCAGCGUACUCGACAUGGACAAAUGGAUUCCCAAAUCAGUGGCCAACUCGACUAAUCUGAUACGAGACAAGUUUUAUCAUGCAAGCCGGGACAAUCCCGAUAUGCACGCAAACUGGGCCGUCUAUCUGUGUGCUAAAGCUUGCGAUCUGGCUUGCCGGAGAAACAGAUUCUUAGAGCAGGACCAGCAAGAGGAAACCGACAGUCAGCCAUUUAAUGAGCAAUGGAACCAGUUAUGGAAUGAUUUGGAAUACUGGGCUGAGACUCGCGGUCCUGCAAUGUUGCCAGUCAAAACUAAGGCGGCUACUGGCCAAGGAUUUCCUGAGAUACUCUAUGCUCAUUACGCGGCCAUAUCUGCAAACCAACUACGCCAUGCCGCCUCAAUUAUAAUGCUAGAUAUACAGCCUCAAGAAAGAUCAGGCCUCUAUUCGGAACCACAGUGGUCCGCUUUAUGGCAUGCUCGACAUAUAUGUGGCAUCUCUUUGACAAAUUCACACGCAGGAAAGCAUUUGACCAUUGGUAAACUGCUCAAGUUUACUGAAGAUACAACCGGAUGGGACACGCUAUGGAGGCUGGCAGAUUUGGAACAAGUCUGGGGCUACAGGCGCGGAGAUAUAUUGUCGUGCAUUUAA